AUGAUUUUGUUUGAUGAAUACGUCACUAGAACAGUCCUGCCUGUGGAAUAUUAUUGUUUAAUCAUACUCGUGCCACUUUGCCUGAUGGUACAGAUCAGGCACUUAAAAUGGUUGGCACCGUUUUCAUUAAUAGCAAACAUUCUACUGAUUGCAACUUUCGUUAUCUGCAUGUACUAUAUAUUUGGAGACGAAAUUAAUUUUACUGAUAAAAGAAUCUCAGGAGAUCUGUCUAGAUUCCCGGCUUUUUUGUCCACGGUUAUAUUUGCGAUGGAAGGCAUCGGAGUGGUGAUGCCAGUUGAAAAUACAAUGAAAAAACCGCAGCAUUUUCUAGGGUGCCCAAGUGUCCUCGUCGUAGCCAUGUCGACUAUCAUGCUCCUGUAUUCUAUUCUUGGCUUAUUCGGGUACUUCAGAUACGGAGAUGUACUUAGAGGAUCUAUAACACUGAACCUACCUAUUGACGACUGGCCAGCCGUGUGCGCUAAAAUUUUUAUAGCACUAUCAAUAUUCUUUACAUACCCACUUCACUUCUUUGUGGUAUUAGAUAUAUUCACCCGAUAUGCGGAACCACACAUCAAGAAGGAGUAUCGUAAUUUUGCACAAAUACUCGCCAGGACCUCUUGCGUUUGGAUUUGUGGUGGAAUAGGCAUAGCAUUGCCUAUGCUGGAACAGAUCAUCAACAUUGUCGGAGCACUGUUCUACUCCAUACUGGGACUCAUAAUACCAGGUGUAAUCGAGACAGUAUUUAGAUGGGAAGAUCUGGGCAGAUGGAAUUGGAUUUUUUGGAAAAAUCUAUUGAUUGUCCUCUUUGGUGUCUGUUCUUUAGUAUCAGGCUGUACUGUUAGUGUCAUGGAUAUUAUAAGUAUUUUAAAUAAAAAAACUAUUUGA
This is a messenger RNA of Bombyx mandarina (wild silkworm), 885 nucleotides long. RefSeq names its product proton-coupled amino acid transporter-like protein pathetic. The record is from RefSeq and is a predicted model, not a curated record. NCBI's taxonomy places the organism in Eukaryota, Metazoa, Arthropoda, Insecta, Lepidoptera, Bombycidae. Gene Ontology annotation, biological process: amino acid transmembrane transport. Gene Ontology annotation, molecular function: L-amino acid transmembrane transporter activity. Gene Ontology annotation, cellular component: vacuolar membrane.